AUGGGGAGAAGUGACCUCGUGGUCUCGGCGAAAAAUGGUAAAAUCAGAGGAGAAUAUGUUAGUGUGAAAGGCACGGAGAGGAGGGCAAAGUGCUACCUGGGGAUACCCUUCGCACAGCCACCCGUGGGAGACCGCCGCUUCUCUGCUCCGCGGCCUGAGGAACCCUGGGAAGGUGUGAGAGACGGCACACAAGAGCCAUCUAUGUGUAUCCAGGAUCCUGAACUAGUUGUGAAUGUUUCAAAAACCAUGUCGCUCGAAUUCAUCCCACCAGCAAUUUCAGAGGACUGUCUGUAUCUGAAUGUCUACACUCCAGCUGAAGCAACUAAGGGGAACAAGCUUCCAGUGAUGGUGUGGAUCCAUGGAGGAGGUCUGGCUAUGGGUGCAGCUUCACAGUAUGAUGGGGCUCCACUAGCUGUUUAUGAAAACAUAGUGAUGGUUAUUAUUCAGUAUCGACUCGGCAUUCUGGGUUUCCUGAGCACUGGAGAUGAACACGCCCAGGGCAACUGGGGUUUCUUGGAUCAGCUGGCAGCCCUGAGAUGGGUGCAGGAAAAUAUUGAAGCCUUUGGUGGCGAUCCGCAGACGGUCACAGUGGCUGGAGAAUCUGCUGGAGGAAUCAGUGCAUCCAUACUGACUCUUUCUCCACAAGCAAAAGGACUGUUUCAGAGGGCAAUCUUUCAAAGUGGAGUAGCAACACUUGGAACCUACACUACAAAUCAUCCUUUGUCUCAAGCGCAGAUUGUUGCGAGCCAUAUUGGAUGUAACCACAGCAGCACAGAGGAACUGAUCCGUUGUAUGAAGGGGAAGAGUCAAGAUGAAUUAGUAGCCACAACAAAGCAGAUGAAAAUUUUCCUCGGGGCCGUGGUGGACGGCGAAUUUCUGACUGACUUGGCAGAGGCUCUUCUUCAGAAACACGAAGUGCUGAAGGUUCCAGUACUGAUGGGAAUCACAAACCAUGAAUUUGGCUGGAUCUUACCUCAGAGCUUCGCCGUUCCUGGGUGGGAGAAUGGCAUGAACAGAGAGACCGUGCUGGCAGUGGUGAACAUGUUUAAUCCUCCAGGGGCCUCCUUUGUUAACAACCUCAUUGUAGAUGAAUACCUGCAAGAUGCUAAAACUCCAGAGGAGAUCAGAGACGGAUUCACUGAAAUCAUAGGAGACCUGCUGAUGACACUGCCUGUUGUCCGAGUGGCCGGGUACCACUCAGACGUGGGCGUUCCAGUUUACAUGUAUGAGUUUGCAUACCAGGCUGAGAUAUACAAACAUAACAGGCCCAGCUUUGUGAAAGCAGAUCACGCAGAUGAUGUCGGCUUGAUGUUUGGUGGAUGUUUCUGGAAUGGAAAUAUAAAAAUCUUAGGCAACAUCACCAAAGAGGAUGAGAGAUUUUGCAGGACGAUGAUGUCAUACUGGGCUAAUUUUGUCCGAGAUGGCUCUCCCAAUGGUCCUGGGCUGGUCAGCUGGCCUCAGUACAACAGGCAGAACCAGGAGUACAUGGAGCUGGGCCCGACUCAGACCGUGAAACAGAAAUUGAGGAAGGAUAGGGUCCACUUCGCUACUGUCACCCUGCCUCUGAAGCUCAGAGAGUUGGAAGCAGCAGCCAAACUGGUGCCUGGAAACUGAUGACUGAUAAAGUUUUACAGCCCAAACUCUUUUUUUCUUUGUUUAAGAAUAGAUUAACUGAGUGUCUUUCACAACUCUUGUAAUUCUAAGUGAUUUGUAACAAAACUGUAAUUAAAAAAAAUGUAAUUUAAUUUUUUUUAAAUAGGCAUUGUUGAUAUAAGAUAAUGCUUGAUGAACUUUGAAAUGAAUUUUGAAAGCAAAAAGAGAAUUACCAGGUCUUUUAGGUUAUGUACUUGAUUUGCUGAUUGAUUACUUUCCUAAACUAAUAAAUUAAUAAAAUGUGCCACUUAUAAUUUAAAAUGCAAUCAUAUUAAAAGGCAAAGGAACAAUCUUCA
Molecule: messenger RNA, 1949 nt
Organism: Pundamilia nyererei
Lineage: Eukaryota; Metazoa; Chordata; Actinopteri; Cichliformes; Cichlidae
Gene: ces3
Product: carboxylesterase 3
Exons: 13
Coding region: 1-1614 (537 amino acids)
Source: RefSeq, a predicted model, not a curated record